Messenger RNA from Branchiostoma floridae (Florida lancelet), 13914 nucleotides. Its product is annotated as serine/threonine-protein kinase WNK1-like. The transcript is spliced from 37 exons. Gene Ontology annotation, molecular function: potassium channel inhibitor activity; protein serine/threonine kinase activity; chloride channel inhibitor activity. Bases 696 to 10745 code for a protein of 3349 amino acids. Gene Ontology annotation, biological process: negative regulation of sodium ion transport; positive regulation of potassium ion import across plasma membrane; monoatomic ion homeostasis. NCBI's taxonomy places the organism in Eukaryota, Metazoa, Chordata, Leptocardii, Amphioxiformes, Branchiostomatidae. The record is from RefSeq and is a predicted model, not a curated record. Gene Ontology annotation, cellular component: cytoplasm.
GUAUAUGAAGUUUUAAUGAACUGUUCAGGGGUAGUAUUCACAGUUUCCAUGUAACUUAAUCAGGCAGUUAAUUGAAGUUGUAUGGGAUCUUCUUUAGUCCAGUUUGUGUUGUAGCAGGACGGCCGCCAUAUCUCAACCAACUGGGGAACGGCUCAACAGGGAAAGCGCAGUUUUCCCGCUGCAACUGGCGAUUUCGCCGUUCAGUGUGGCCACAUAAGGCCGCUCUGGUAGGCCCAAGCAGGUGUAAACGUGGAAUUUCCUCCGGAUUACGAGAAACGGGUCACGUCGUUGUGCAACCCGGAAGUGACAAACUGCGUGGUUCGUGUUGGCGAACGAACAGGACGUGUCGUCCAGAUUUGAACUCGUCUGAAAAUCUUGCAUUCAUUCUGGCAGGUCAACCGGAAUCCCUCUGACAACGUAACCGGAAGAUGGAAGCUGGUGAGACUUUGUAAUUCCGUUUGUGACAGGUGACUGUGGAUUUUCUGACCUAACUUUUAUCGAGCUUUCAACCGAGUGCUUGGAUAUUUGGCAUGUCGCCGUCGUCCUUUUGCACGAGUCCAUUGGAUUCCUUGUUGUGGUUGUAUUUACCCGAUGGCGGUCGGUGAAACGUUGGUGACCCCUGUCGCAGUCUUCCAUUCCCUUUCUGGGCUUUCUGUCAGACUUGACAGUUCCUCUUCCCGCCCAGUGCGGGUCAGAUGGGACCCACUAUGAGCGGAGAGGCACGCGGGAAAACGGAGAACGGCUCCGGCGCUGGCCAUGUCAAAUCUAAAACGAGUCAGGGGUCGAGCAAGAUCCCCAGGCCAACCAAGGCAGCGCACUCGAAGUCAUCUUCUCCAGUGGCACAAACUAGUCCUCCAGCCAUUCCUUCCACGGAUGGAAAAGUAAGUUCAGGAGGUCAGAGUUCCAUCAACCCCAAAGCAAUGAAGAAAAGUGUCAGCUUCGAUAUAGACGAGAAGGAUAUAAACAAAGGCAGCAAUGGCAGUAUGAAAAGUUUGAAUGAAACUCCCGUUGUGGAGACAGAGGUAGAAGGGAAGGAAGUGGAAGCAGGGUUGGGGCCAGGUCAGGGUAGUAGUGAAAAUUCUGUCAGGGAUACCAAAGAAAGAACUACCCUCGAAAAUGGUGAAAAGGUUUUGAAUGGUGAUGUUGAUUCGGAAGCCAAGGAGAAACCUGGUGCUGAUGCAGACACAAAGUUGAGUGUGAAGGAAAGCAAAGAUGAAGAUCCAGAGAAAGAAAAGGUGGACGGAGCUGUUGUAGAUGCACAGAAGAAAGUAUCAGACGAGAAGGAUGGAGAGCGACAGGAGGAUGAGGUGGAAGAUGUCAAAGCGAUAGCCUCUUCCCCUUCAGCACGUUUCCUGAAGUUUGACUCCGAGGUCGGCCGAGGAUCCUUCAAAACUGUGUACAGAGGUCUGGACACUGAAACUGGAGUGGAGGUGGCCUGGUGUGAACUACAGAAUAGCAAGUUGAACAGGACAGAGCGCCAAAGGUUCCGCGAGGAGGCUGAGCUACUCAAGGACCUGCAACAUCCAAACAUCGUGCGCUUCUUCGACUACUGGGAGGUCACGGGCAAGAACAAGAAAUACAUCGUGCUUGUGACUGAGCUGAUGACAUCAGGAACUUUGAAGACGUAUCUGAAGAGGUUCAAGACUAUCAAACCCAAGAUCAUGAAGAGCUGGUGCCGACAGAUCCUGAAGGGUCUACACUUCCUGCACACCCGGUCCCCGCCCGUCAUCCAUCGCGACCUGAAGUGUGACAACAUCUUCAUCACGGGCACCACGGGCUCCGUCAAGAUCGGAGACCUGGGCCUGGCCACCCUGAAGAACAAGUCAUUUGUUAAGAGUGUUAUAGGUACCCCCGAGUUCAUGGCCCCUGAGAUGUACGAGGAGCACUAUGACGAGAGUGUGGACGUGUAUGCCUUCGGUAUGUGCCUGCUGGAAAUGGCCACAUCAGAGUACCCGUACUCUGAGUGCCAGAAUGCUGCCCAGAUCUACAGGAGGGUGACAAGUGGUGUGCGACCAGAGAGUUUUCAGAAGCUUGAGUCCCCAAUGCUGCGUGAGAUCAUUGAUGGUGGUACUCGUCAGAGGAAGGAAGAAAGGUUUACAAUCAAGGAGUUGUUACAGCAUGAGUUCUUUGAUGAGUCCACGGGCAUGUACGUGGAGUUGGCAGUUCCCGCAGGUGAGCAGUCGGAAUCCAACUACCAGCUGCGUCUGCGAGUCGAGGACCCGAAGAGGAGAAGGGACAAGCACAAGGAUGACGAGGCCAUCGAGUUCGGCUUUGAUGUACAGAAGGACAAGCCGGAAGACGUCGCAGCUGAAAUGGUGAAGUCAGGGUUUCUCCAUGAGGAAGACCGCAUGGCGGUAACCAGGUCUAUCCGCGAUCGUGUGGCUCAGAUCAAGGCCUCCAAGUACCGACUGAUUAUCCAACAAGAUGAGAAAAGGAAGCUGGAAGGCGAACAACACAAAACACAACAGCAGCAACAACAGCAGCAGCAGCAACAAACCUCCCAACAUCAGCAACCACAGUCCCAACAACAACAAGAGCCUUCAGAACAGCAGCAACAGAAGCAGCAACUUCACCAGUCUCAGAUUCAGUCGGAUCCACAGCAGCAAGUUGGUCAGCAGAUGAUUCAAACCCAGGAGUCUGGCAUCCAGGCAGAGAGUAGAGAGCAGGAGUCUUCACAGACCAACUUACCACAAUGGACAAAUGAAGGUGCAACGGUUGAGAGUGGCAUGGGCUCAUCUUUGACAUCUGAGGUUUCAUCACGUGACUCCAGCAUCCAUGGCUCCCAGUCAUACCACCAGCAGCAACAGACGUACUACAACCAACAGUACCAGCAGCACCAGUUCUACAGCCAGCCCCAGACCUCCACUCCACCCCCACAGAACCAGCAGCAGACAUACCAGCCAUACCAGCAGGCGCAGUACCAGCAGCAGCAACUAGGGCAACAGUACCAGUCAAUGUCUGGCCAUUUUCCACAAGGACAGAUGCCACCACAGUAUAUGAAGCAGUUGGAUGCCCGUAGACACACCGUCCCACUGGGCCAGGCCGUUGUCUCGCCCAGCCAGGCCCACCCAUCCGCCAUCCCACCCGCCCUGCACCAGUCCCUGUGUGUCACCAUGUCUGCACCUGCCCAGUCCUCUCGGGUGUCCCCCGCCAGUCUGCCGUACUCCGCCGCCUGCAUGUCCACACAAACGGCGGCACAACAGGCCCACCCAUCCCUGUCUUCAACUUUGUCUGCUCCCGCACGGCUCAAUGGUGACAAGUCGGUACUGAUGAUGGGACAGCCUGGCAUGGGGGUCCUCCCAACUUCCAUGGUGGUUCAGGAUCCAGCCAUGGCUGCCAUGCAGCCACCAUUGCUUGCCUGCCAGCCUCAGAGCUGCCCUCAUCAGCUACCAGUGUCCGGUCUGCUGACCACAGCUUUUCAUGACACCACUGUCACCACCAUGGCUGCUAGCCAGACCAUGCAGCAGCCUACUCUCCUAGUGGGCCAGCCUAGUGUUGCACUACCGCCAGCCAUGGUCGGUGUACCAGCAUCCAUGCCGGGGGCACAGGCUGCCUCUGUACCAGCACAGCCAGCACCCUCUCUGUCAGCACUCCCAGGAUCCUCUCUGUCAGCACUCCCAGCACCCUCUCUGUCAGCACUCCCAGGAUCUUCUCUGUCAGCACUCCCAGCGUGCUCUAUGUCAGGUCUCCCAGCGUGCUCUAUGUCAGCUCUCCCAGCAUCCUCUAUGUCAGUUGGUCCAGCACCCUCGCUGCCAGGACUCCCUGUCUCGGCAAUCCCAGGAGGCCCUGUACCGGAUACCAUAUCGCUACCAUCCAGUCAGGCCGUUCUGCAGUCUCCAGUAAUGCUAGGACCGCCUCACCUCAGCAUGUCCUUGUCCAUGUCUGGGCUGUCAGGGAUCCCCCCGGCAGCUCAUCCAGACUCGGCUACCUUGAGCGUUCCUGGCUCACAAGCCAUGCAACACAGCAUUUCCCUGCCAGUGUCCAUGUAUGACUCGCCCAACAUGAGCCUAACCAGCCCCCAGGUCACGUCGCAGGUUGGUCUGCCCCUCUCGCUCUCACAACCAAUCACAGCCCCUCAGUAUUACCCCUACCCAAUCACUUCUCCCACCAAACCGUCCGCCGGGGCAUGGCCAGAGGAGGGCAGGCCAUUCGUACCCUUUCUGGGUAGCCCAAGUGAAGAGGAGAAGCGCUUUCUUGUGGGGUACUACUACGGCCAUCAAAACUCCAUAACCCCGCCCGCCUCACCCGAGAAAGCGAGCCCAAGUAGAGAGAGGAGGCCGUCCCUCUCCAUGUCUCCCAUACUGCCAGCAGUCGCAGAAAACCCCGCCGAAGGAAACAGUCGUAUGAAAGCCAAAAAGGGAACUGGUCGACCUACGACUCUGUCUCUUAUUGGGUCCCCACCCCACUACCAGCAGUCACUUACCUUGCACGGUUACGGAAAUAUGAGCAGUGACCAGACCAAGGUAAGACGCCAACCAUCCCUACCUAUUAUGGCACUGAACCAGGAGGGUUCCCCACCAUUCUACCAACUGUACCACCCCCCUAUGUCUGCUCCGCUACCCAUGCAGCAAAGCCCCACCAAGGACAACUUUCCACCUCACCAAAAUCAGGGUGUGCCUCUGGUGUCACCUCUCUGUGCACAGUCCCACCUCUCCACCGUACAGCCGUCCUCCAGUCCUCCCAUAGGAACAGUGCAGGACGCCAUAAACGCGACAUUGAGUCUUAAUGCUCUUCAGGAAGGGGAUAAGGCGCAGGCAGCCUACAUGCAGUCCAUGGUGGCGGUUGCACCUCACCAGUCUUACUACCAGCCCCCAGUGGUCCUCAUGCCUGACCAGUCAGGGGGGAUGGUAACCUCACAGCAGCUAGAUCAGGGGACGGUGUACAUGUACCAACAGGCUCCCUCACAAGGGAUAGCUCCCCAGUCUGUGCAGCAGCAGUUUUACCCGCCUCAGGCCAGCGUGCCGGGUGGACAACAGCCUGCUGACCAGUCCAUGGGAGCUGGACAGUCCAUGGGAGCUGGACAGUCCCAGCAACUUGACCCACAGGCUACUCUGCCCAUGUACCAGCACCACAUACCAGGGGCCUCACAACCAGGCCAGUCGCUGAGCCAACAAGUGUACCAGGCAAAUGUAGUACCCACUGCAUCUUUAGCGCAGCAUGAUCAGGUGGUAUUGCCCUUGUCUCAGCAGCCAUUGCAACCCCAGACUGGAACUGUGAUUCAGGACCCCAUUCAUGUGGUAUCUGCAAUCCCUCAGCAGCUGCAGCAGCCAGCUCCUCUGGUUCACCAGCAGGUUGAGCAAGUCUCUAUGGUACCGCAGCCUGGAGAGCUGGUAUCUGUGGUCUCACAGCAGGCAGUACCUCAGCCAGGUCAACAUGCACCUGCACAAUUCCAGAUACAGCAGGUUUCACAGGUCCCUGGGGCCCCUCAGCUGUACCAGGUGACUCAGCAACAGCACCUGGGCCAGGUCCCAACAACUGCAGAUGUACAGCAGGCUGUGCACCCAGACCAGGUGAUGGUGACUGUUUACCAGCCAGCGGUGGCUUUGCAGCCGCUGAGUGAGCUGGGCCACAUGCCUCCACACCAUGCUGCUUGUCAUUUAGCAACACGACAGUGCCCAUCUCCUGUGGCAUUCUAUCAGUACCCACGACGUACUGGCACCAACACUGUCCGGCCGGUCCCACUACACGGGACCCAGCCUAUCCGCCCAAUCCCACGACAUGUGUACCAGUCACAGGUUCCUGCCGACCAGCCCAGAGGAUCUUACUCACCACAAGAGCAGACGUCAGGUAUGGUGGCCAGCAGCCAGCAGCAAGUUGCCAACACAAGCGUGGCAACGCCGCCAUUCCAGCUGCCGAUCUUCACCCAACAGCCUCACACUUCUUCAGGCUACUCAUCGUCCCCAAUUUCUGACCAAUCUACUCAGACUUCCCCCACACAAAUGCAGGAACAGAAACAAGACGUUUGGCAAGGGGAUCAAGGUGGAAAACCUCACUCUCCAGGUCUGGAAGACAAGGCACAGACAGAGCAACUACACUCACAAGGGACAACUAAGGAAGGCCACAUUUCUGAUGCUGAUAAGAGUGACAAGGAAGGAAAGAAAGACGGCAAAAAGGUUGCUAGGAGUAAGUCCAAAAGAAAGCACGAGCGGCCUCCAAAACUCAGCAUCACCAAGAUAGAGGAGGGUGGACUGGUGGAGUGCCAGUUUGAGACUCACAAGCAGAAGACAGUGACUUUCAGAUUUGAGUCAGACGAAGUGGAUCCAGAGGAAAUAGCAGACAAUAUGAGAGAAGAAAAACACCUUCUGGAGCACUAUGUGGAGGUCUUCAAGGAACAGAUCAGAGAAGUAGCCAAGAUCGCCAAAGAAAAGGGACCAACAGAUGAGCCCAUUGUACUUAAGAGUCCACGGAUAGCAAGAAAAUUUACCAAAAAGGCACAUGAUGUAGAAGGGGGUCCCGUUAUCAGGUGCACCAUCAUCAGCCUGGAGCAGGAGCAGCAGGUGGUGGAAUGUCAGUGUGACACCAGCAGGACUUCCAUCACGUUCAAGUUCAACGUGGAGGACGACUCUCCAGAGGAAAUGACUGAGAACAUGGUAAAGGAUCGUCUGAUCUUGGAGCAACAUUCCGGCCUCUUUAAAGAGCAAAUAUGUGACAUCAUCAAGACUGUCAAGGAAGCUGAAGUGUCUGAGAAGCCGUUGGCCUUACCUUAUGUCCCGUCUGCUGGCCGCCGUAGAUCAGCCUCACAAGGUGCAGAUGAGAAGGGGACACAGCCUCAACAGAAGCUACAGCUAGAGGAGCAGCAGCCCGCUCAGCCAGAAGCACCAAAGAGCCCCUCCCCUCAGCCCCAAGCCCAGGCUCAGUUUGCCCCUGCCCAGGCCCCAGCCGAGCCACCGAAGCAGGGUUCCCCUGUUCACCAGGUUCAACAGACGCCUGUGCCCAUUCACGGUGUGCUUCCACAGACGGUCAUGUCGGCCAAGGUUGCACCAUCGCCCCAGGUUGCACCACCUGCCCAGGUGCCUCCUCAAGUUGUGCCCGUGCAGCCUGUCCAGCCCGUCCAGGGCAUGAUUCCUGGCCAGGGCAUGCCACCUCCACAGGUUGUCCCCCAACAGAACGUCAUGCCUCCCCAAGGUGUCCAUGGACAGAGCUUGCCUCAUCAGAUUCCUGGAGUGCCACCACAGAAUGUCUACAUGCACAGUCAGAGCCUCCCAGGCAUGUCCAUGCCACCACAUCCUGGUAUGUCCUUACCACCGGGAUCACAGAUGCCCACACAAGUUGCUGCUGUUACAGCUGAAAUGCCUGAGGGGUCCACUGUCGUUGGUAGAUUCGCUGUGAGUUCCACCUCAGAUGUCUCACAAGGGCCUGAUCAGAAGCCAGCAGAGUCCCAAACUGUCCAGCCAACAAGGCCGCAAGGGCAGGCAGCUGCUCACAAGGAAGAAGCAGCAAAAAGCCCCGAAUCGUUGGACAAUGCGUUGAAAGGAAUAAUGAAACCAGCAGAUGCCUCAGGGCAAACCUCGCAGACAAUCAGCACACAGACGUCUCCUCAAGAGCCAGCAGGACCCUCUCUUCCUGACCAAUCAUCAUCCCAGACCACUCAAGGGCAGGGAACUGCCCCCCAGGGCAAGGCACCAUUGCAGAAGCGCCCCAGUGUGGAGGUAGUUCCACCCAAAGGACAAGCACAGGAUGUUGGUAAGCCUCCAAGUGGGGACACCCAACCACAUGCACCUGCACCGGCACCAGGGGAAUCCAAACUGCAAUCAGGUGUAGCUGCCCAAGGUACACCUGCUGUGGCUGGCCAAUGGCAAGCAACUGGGCAGCCGCAGCCAACUGCACCACGGCAGGCUCCCCCAGGCACCCCAGCAAAAAGUGUAUCUCCUCCGAUACAAGGGCAACAAGUGCCGCAGGAGGAAUCUGCAGGGUCACAGGCUGUCCAGAGCCAGGUGGGUGUACCUGCCAGCCAGCCUCAAACAGGCCCUCCGACAUCCUCAGCACAAGGCCAGAUGUUACAACAGCCCCCGACUAGUUCAAAGCCAGCCAGUUUAAGCCCUACUCCUCCUGUCCCAGUAAAACUGGAGGAGAAACACAAGAUCCCUCGGCCUGGAGAUAUCGAGGACUUAAAGAUGAAGCUACAGGAACUAGCCAAGCAGGGCAGCAAGCCCACAGUGGUGGCAGGGGUCCCCGGUGAUACGACUACCCCCACCCCUGGUGCUGUAUCUGCCACAGGGGAGGCUCCACAGCCAAGCAUACCAUCUGUACCAGGGGGAGGAGCAGCUCCAGUAACUGUGGGACAGAUGCAGGGGUCGGCGUUUGAGCCUGUGCCAUCAUCGGCCUCGACUCAACCAACGACAUCGCAUGUCACAACCGCCCCUGCCAAACCACAGGGAACUGUCACAGUCCAGACCACGCCGAGUGCAGGGGAGUCGGCAGAGACUACGCCAUCAGAGUCUGUCACGGGCAGAUUCCAGGUGACAUCUGUACAGGGGGAAACACAGGAAGGCCCAUCUGCAAGCAAUGCACCACCUGCAACCAGUUCCAGCCCAGGGCUGGAGGAAAGGAGGGGUUCAGUGGACCACCCUGCUGUAACAACUAUCCGAUCCGAUGCCGGUUUUGGAUCACCAGUUCCAAUAUCAGGAUCCCCGGUGCAGCCAUCCACCACUCAGCCCCAACCAGUGCCAACCAUACCCGUCUCUUCCUCCAUGCCAGCUGAGAACCAGAUGCUCCAACAGCAGUAUAUGCCGCCUCAAAUCCCCAUGCCUGGAUACAUGUACCAAUAUCCUAUGGGUGUUCCUUUUCCUUAUGGCCAGUUGCCCUAUGCCAUGCCAGCGUCUGGGCAGCAGGGCAUGCCCAUGGUGCCUGGGUCAAUCCCGGGACAGGGACCUGUGACUAUGGCAACUUCUCUGCCUAUUCAAUCUCAGUAUCUCACUGGUCCUGCUUCAGGACAAGCGCCCAUGCAGAUCCCAGGUAGUAUGCCUCCAAGUAUGGGGCCGAUUCCAGCUGUCUCACAACUGACGCCCAGUUCUGGUUCCAAUGGCAAGGUAGGAAGGUUCCUGGUGUCACCAAGUGCAGAGCUUGGGCCUGAAGCAAAGAUGGAGGACAUGCCUGUAACUACGGAAGAGCAGCAAGUGGAAGGCAUUGUGCAGCAGCUGGUCAACCAAACAGUACAGAAAGUAGAGGGACAAGAGGCUGUGGAACCGUCCCAAACACAGGCUCCUGCUGCUGGACAAGAUGAAACUAAACAGGGAAGAUUCUUGAUAUCCACCAUCCAGGACAAAGUGUCUGUUGCUGCUAAAAAUGGGGACAUUUGGGGCCAGCAGGACACUCAGUCAGGGGGACCAGUAGACUCAGAGAGGGACGAUCUCACUGGACAACAAGCCGCUGCUGCUGCUGCUUCAGACAACAAUGCUGCUGAGAAGAUGCCUUCAGAUGAUGACGUGUUCAAGAAGCCCCCACCCAUUGACCAGUUGAGAAGAGUGCCUUCAUCUCAAGCAUCGCAGGAGCCCAGUGGAGUCAGUUCUCAACAAAACGGUAGAUUUCGAGUGGAGUCAGUCCCUAUGGGUGCAGCGACAUCGCCUGUGCUUGAUGAAAACAACCUGUCUUCAAGUGGAGAGGGUUUGAAUGAUGAGGAGAUGAAACUACUAUUAGAGAAGCACAAACAGGAGUUAGCUGAGGUGCAAAUGCGACAGAAACAGGAAGUGGAAAGGCUGUUGAUCCAGAAGAAAAGACCAGCGCGGCCUCACCAGCGGUCCAGCUCGGUGCCACGUAUCCCCAACCCACAGUUACUUGGCUACUCUGCAGAGUAUAGCUUUGGAUCCCCUUCAAGUCGCUGGUUUAGCUACUAUACUCUGGAUGACUUUAAGGUGCAGCAGUUGCAGCAGGGUCAGAUGCAGCAGCUGAACCAGGCCCAGGUGCAACAGCUGCAACAGCAGGCCCAGGUGCAGCAGAUGCAGCAACAGGUGCAGACAGCUGCUUCACAGGAGCCGGGGGCGCCGCCACAGGAGACCCAGAGUGGACCACCAACCCCGACCAUUAUGCAGCAGCCCAGAAUGGCAGGAUCCAAGUCCACAGAGUCCAUCAUGAGCACUGUGUCCAGUCAAGUUGAUGUGCAGGCUCAGCAAGGGCAGGAAGGCAAGAAGCUUACAGAUGACCUGUUGAGUAAGUAUGCUGACCUGGUGGACUGGGAGAAGAAGAAGGGAGCCCCUACUGUGACAGAAAAGCUCAGCCUUAAUGCCAUACGGGAGGCUCAGAUCCGCCAGGAGAUGGAGAGUAGCUUUGCCGUGCAGCAAGCCGCGCCAGCCGUGCAGCCCGUGCUGCAUUCUGGGUCAUCGUCGGGCAGUACGCCGUCGAGCACGCCCAAGUUGGGACGGAAGUCGGAGGGCGACCCACCCGCUCAGAGGCAGCUGUCGAGUGGUAACAUUCCCCAGUACGCGAUGCCGCCACCACAGAUGCUGGCAGCUCACCAGCAGAUGCUGGCCCACCAGCAGCAGAUCCUGCAGCAGCAGGGCUUCGCCGACUUCUCCCAGAUCAACCAGCAGACGUUCCCCGGGGCCAUGCACGCAGACUUCACCCAGUACAAUCAGCAGACCUUCCCCACGUCACAGGCUGUGUACAUCCCGCAGCAGCAAGGCUGGGGAACGGUUCCACCAUCGGCAAGCCUACCCCAGCAGGCCUACCAACAGGCGCAGCAGCCCCAACAGGCGCCCUACGGCCAUCUGCAGAAAGGCACCAGCAAUCCGCCAACCUCGCAGAGAUAGUAUGUACAGGGCAUCCACAUAUGAUUAAAGAGUGAAAUGAACAGACUAGUCAUGUGGAUGAAGUGAAUGGGAAGCAGACGGACUUGCACUUCGAAUAAUUCCUGAAUGCGUACACCGUUCUUGUAUACCAAGUAUACCAAACAUGCUGCCAAAUUGAAAAAUGGAUCCAGAAAAAUUGACAAUAUACAUGUAAAUUUGCCUGAGACAAAAAAGGAAUAGUAGGCUAGAAUCAACCCUGUUAAUCAUUGUAGCUAUGUUAGAACAGUGUGAAAAGCACACAGAAGUGUAGAGCUGGGCUUGGCCAGAUAAAUACCUCUUCAUUUUGAUAUGUCAUCAGCUAUGUGGAAAAUGUGUACUUACCCUUUAUUGGGCAAUACAUCUUGCUCUCUAGACAGCUCAGACUUAUUUUCUUUACUCGCAAAGCCAUAGGUUUCUGUUGUGUCAGAAAGACAAAGAAUGAAAAUACAUGUACAUUAGAUGCUGGUCAACCAUGUACCAUGUUACAGCUGUACUCUUGUUUAAGUGGUAACAUUUCCAUGACCCUGCCUUUUUUUAGGUGUUAGCUUGAGUGUAAGUGAAGUCUGCCUGUGACUGUUGUGGUUUUAUAACUUGACAAGCUUUCAAAGAGAGCAGAUUGUUAGUGAUGUGGAUGUUUGUCAGCUGCCAAGUCAUUUUGGCAGUUGUGUACUCUAAAGGUGAACUCUAGAGGUAAUACUUGAAACGUUGUAUAGAUUGCCUGAGAGUUCUCAAGAUUUGGGGAUAGUUUACUCCAGAGAAACAAUAGCUGUCAUGACAUCAGAGAUAGCCCCUGCUCAAGUGUCAUCACCUGUGUAAGACUAAAGAGGUGGAAAGUAUCUCUUACAGAAUGCAAUGUCAAGUUUGGCUUGAGUUGUGAAAGUAUACUGUUUAGUGUGAGCUUUCCCUAAAAUAUUUUGUGUAUUUGAAGUGUAUGCUACAGUCAACACUGUGUGAUACUGUGUGAAGCAAACUUCAGAAGCUGUAAAAGCCCCUCUCUACAUUUUUUUGGGUCACCAAGCGUUACUUCUAGAUUUUUCUUGGAACUGGUUUGAAGCCCAGAAUGAUUGCUUGAUAUCAAAUGCCAAGUUAAGUGAUGAUUGCUUUCUUUUUUUUAUAUUUAGCUUAGCACCCCAAAAAAAAACGGUUGGACUCACUGUCUUGUGUUUGGCCAAUUAGAGAAGUUUAUUUCAUGUUGAAAUGGGCCAAUGACAUGUAACCCUUGAUGGCACAGUGAAGCAAAUGAUAAUUGGGAGAAUUUGUGGGCUGGGAAAUGUUUGAGGUUGGUUGUUUUAUCCCAGUGACCACUAAUGUCACAAAACAUUUUUUCUGCUUUGCCAUCAGCCAUGUGUUCAGUGUGUACUCAAUAAUAAUCAAUGCAACAAUGCUGCAAAUUUAAAGAUGGCAGCAAAACAUACAAAUGCCUUACCCUGUACAGCUGAAUUGGAGAGGGAAAUGUGUGUUUUAGGUAGAUAUGGUGCUUUGUAUAGCUAAAUUUGGUAACCAAAUUAUCAACUUGUAUGCAAUGUAUAAAGGUGUGAUAUCUGCAUUGCAGAAGUGAGUGCUGAACAUUGCCUACAUGCUAACAGUGAAUGUUUCCAUAUUUCUGUACCUAUCUCAAAUAUUAUGCAAUAUCAAAAGGUAAAAUUCUGUACAAUUUCAUCAAGAGUUUUGGCUGAAAUGCUAGCUCUUUGUAACUAUGAUGGAAUAAGCAGAUUUGUACAAAUAUUAAUUGUUUUGGAUAUCAGUAUUAUGAUUAACCCUUGUAUAUAAAAUGCUACAGUUGUUGUUUUUUUGUAGUUACCUCACAUUGUUGUUAUGCUGCAGUCACAAAUUGAUCUUUGAGAAGUGGUCACAACACAGCAUUGAAUUUGAAUGAGAAGCGACGGCUAUGUACCACUCUGAGAAUGAUACAUCCAUGGGCCUCUGACCAGGCCAUGUAACAGGUAUAUUCCUGGUCAAAACCACGUCUGUCCUGUUCUGUUUUGUUUUGUUUUGCUGUACAUCCACAGCAAAAGGGUACAGUGUAUCAAACCUUACAUUUUAUUUUGUUGAUGUCAAUUAAUGUACCGCACUCCAUUUACAUCCAGUAACUCUAGACAUGAAACACAGCUCUUGUAAAAUGUUCGUGCAACCGGGCUGGACAUUUUUCUCUUACUAUGAUAGUAUGAAAACAUUUGUUCUGGUUAUUCCAUUAUAAUUGUUAAGGAGGGAUGGUAAAACUGUUCUUAACCCCUUUGACCUCUCGGUUAUUAGACCACUGCAAUGCUCCCACCUUUUAUUCUGAUUACAUGACUCCCUGUCGAUCUUACAAUUCUGUCUUUGACAAAAAUGGUAUGAGCACCACCCCACCCCCCUCCAAUUUUAAUGGAAUACCUGCAAUGCCUUUUGUAACUACAUUGCACCUACCAAUCCAACACUUGAUAGAAAGUGGACAGUGGCACUACUGUGUCCCAAGUUUGUUUUGACCAGGAAUAUUUAAGUCUGAAAUGUUACAAUAACCCUGUAACCAUGUUGUAAUCUAGCAUAGCUACAGCUAUGAAAAUUAACGGCUACUUACUGGAGUACUACUGAUUGGAAACUGCUGUUAACUUUGUUGGCAGACUUCUUUUUUUUUAAUCAGACUUUCACAAUGGAAGCCUGAUAUUACACAAUCCUGGCACCCAUACGUUUGAGUGGGAAGUACAUGUUUUUUGUUUGGGUGCACUGAAUAACAAAUGUGUUGUAUUUUGGAAAUUGUACACAGAAUAAGCCUUCUGGAAUGCAUAGUGUGUAUCAGUCAGGAGAAGUUUUUCCUUUCAUUUUACAAUGUCAUUGCAAUUCGAAAUGUUCAGUUUCAGAUGCUCGGAAAUGCUGUAGCACAAGACCACAGAUCCAGAAUCUUAGUACAUGUCAGGAAUUCACUAACUAGUAAUGAUACAAUACAAGACAAAGGAAUUGCUUCCCUCCAGCGAACACUAGUAAGUCAGAUUGUGCUGGUUUUGUGAGAAGGCUUCAGCUGCAGCACCAUGUCAGACUGUGAAUAAUCGUGUAUAAACUGUGGGACCCAGUGGUGGCAGGUUGGGAGGGUCAAGCCAACUGGGUAAAUGUUUCCUUCAUUGAAUUGCUUAUUCCGCACAUGAAAUGAAUAAAGCAAGCAAUGAUGCGGACAGCA